Charadrius vociferus (killdeer) is the source of this 1199-nucleotide messenger RNA. RefSeq names its product nucleotide binding protein 1 (gene NUBP1). NCBI's taxonomy places the organism in Eukaryota, Metazoa, Chordata, Aves, Charadriiformes, Charadriidae. Gene Ontology annotation, cellular component: cytosol. The record is from RefSeq and is a predicted model, not a curated record. The coding region runs from base 1 to 1083 and encodes 360 amino acids. Gene Ontology annotation, molecular function: ATP binding; ATP-dependent FeS chaperone activity; iron-sulfur cluster binding. The transcript has 11 exons. Gene Ontology annotation, biological process: iron-sulfur cluster assembly.
AUGGCGGUUGGUGCAUCUUCGAUGGCUGGGACUCAGCAAUGCUUUAAUCAGGACAGUAUUGCAAGAACUUUAUACAUAGGUUUUAGUCAUGCAGCUCCUAGUCGGGGGUACCGGCAGUUUGUGCUGGAGCGCCGUCCGGUGCCGCGCUAUGCAGUGAGCGGGCUCAACCGUGGGAGAACGUCUCCUUCUAGUGGCAGACCGGGGCAAGGGGCCACCAGCGGGCGGGCCAGCUCCCCUCCGGCGCCAGGGCUUUGUUUUGGGGCGCUGCUGGCAACUGCUGCUGUCCAGUGCGGUUCCGGGGGGGAAACGCCGACGCAGCGAGGCUGGAAACAGUCCUGUGCAAGCUUGUUUCCAGUGGGGUGGGAUGGUUGGUUUGUUUUCCAGGUUGCACUGCUGGACAUAGAUAUCUGUGGGCCAUCAAUCCCUAAAAUGAUGGGUCUAGAAGGAGAACAGGUUCACCAGAGUGGAUCUGGAUGGUCUCCAGUGUAUGUUGAAGAAAACUUAUGUGUCAUGUCCGUGGGGUUCUUGCUUAGUAGUCCUGAUGAUGCUGUCAUCUGGAGAGGACCAAAAAAAAAUGGGUUGAUCAAACAAUUUCUUCGUGACGUGGACUGGGGUGAAAUCGACUACCUGAUUGUAGAUACACCUCCAGGAACAUCAGAUGAACACUUAUCUAUUGUGCAGUAUCUCGGUGCAACACACAUAGACGGUGCUGUUAUAAUCACCACGCCUCAGGAAGUAUCGCUGCAGGAUGUUCGGAAGGAGAUCAACUUCUGCCAUAAAGUGAAACUGCCAAUCAUAGGUGUUGUGGAAAAUAUGAGUGGCUUUAUAUGUCCAAAGUGUAAGAAUGAAUCUCAGAUUUUUCCCCCGACUACUGGAGGUGCAGAGAAGAUGUGCCAGAACUUAAAUGUUUCCCUCCUGGGUAAAGUGCCUCUAGAUCCUCAGAUAGGAAAAAGUUGUGACAAAGGCCGGUCUUUCCUGUCUGAAGCACCUGAGUCUCCAGCUACAUUGUCUUACAGGAAUAUCAUUCAAAGAAUUCAGGAAUACUGUGAUCAACACCAUUUUCAUGAAGAAAAGAUUAUCUAAUCUAUGAAUGGAAUAAAAAUGUAGCUCAUGUUUAAUUAUAGAAGAGUAACUUAUGCCUUGAUUUAAUAGAAAGAAUGUAUUCUUUUUGUAUAUUGCAAAUAAAUUCUUAAUAUAAA